This is a messenger RNA of Phymastichus coffea, 4296 nucleotides long. RefSeq names its product protein lines (gene lin). NCBI's taxonomy places the organism in Eukaryota, Metazoa, Arthropoda, Insecta, Hymenoptera, Eulophidae. The transcript is spliced from 2 exons. The record is from RefSeq and is a predicted model, not a curated record. Bases 1004 to 2788 code for a protein of 594 amino acids.
AAAUCGGCGCGUAAAUAUCGGCUUUUAGUGCGUCGUGGAAUGUGCGAGGAGCAGCUACCGUGUUACGCAGCUCCGCAUGAUGCUCUCGAAGAAAAGUCCGGACUGCAUGGAAAAACCAGUGCUUUGGCUAAUUGAUUUGGGCCAGCUAGGCUUUAUCUUGAAUGAGGAUUAUCGGCAACUUGGAGCUGGCGACUCUCGGAGGAACUUCGUCGAGGACUGGCAUUUUUACGAGAGUGCACAGUGGCGACUAGACGAUUUGGCAACAUGGCAACCAAGCUUUUCCCGUUCUCUCGUGCACCGCAGUCCAGAACUGAGUGCUGAUCGCCCGGGAUAUCUAUCCAAUUGCAACAUCCUCUGGACCCCCCAAGGCCACCAACACCAGCAACUCAUCCAAGAUAAAUACGUUGGAUUGCCAAGGGAACACUUAUCAGUCCGGAAGACUAGUCGUAGGAACGACCGAGAUCGAAGUAAACGGCCGUGAAAGAGAAGGCCUUCUGUGUGUGUAUAAGCAGUGAGAGAGUGAGAGACGCGCUCCUGGGCCGAGCCAGAAUGAUGAGUCCAGGCGGCGCGACCAGGAUUUAAGUGUGCCGCUACUCUGUUUUCACGGAUUCACUUAGCGUAACAAGUUCUUGGUGUCAGCACGCAACUCGCAGAUACAAGUGUUUCCGUGUGUGGCGAGCUGCAGUAGCUGUCGUGUGUGUGAGAGCAGCUUCUGGUUCUGCUGGACGAGAGUCUAUCUCCUGCAGGCAAAAUAAUUGCUGCAAAUUGUUUCCAAAGUGUUGGACCACCUUCAGGAAAGAAUCUCUUUCACUUUGUGAUAUGAGAUCAACCCAGGUUUGCUGGAUUGUUGCUGAUAACUUGCUGUUGAGAUGAUACUCUGCAUAUAAAUAUCACAUGUAUUGUGUUUACAUCAAUUCACACUGAUUACCAAAACAGAAGGAUGUUUGUGCCAAGGAUAACCUGAUUUUGUCAAAACAAAGAUAAAAUCACAAUCCCUCUGCUCAUGGUACUUUAUCCGUCCAGCAGAUAUCCUCCUAACUCGAAAAUGGAGGAACCUGCCAAAAAAAAGCAGCGAAUUGAGAAUGGCGACGAUGAUGAUAAUGAAGAAAUAUCAGAGAUUGAGAGGCUGCAAAAUAGCCUGCUUGGUCAGUGUUUGUGCAAUGUAUCGGAAAGUAGUUUACGUAAGCCUUUCAUCAGCAGCGGUGCUCCCAAUGACAGGGAGUUCAGGUCAACAGUACUAUCAGAAUGGGAGCCAGACAAGUGUUUGGAAUUCCUAAGUGCCCUACAGCUGCUAUUUGAUGUGGCUAUAAAACAGAACACUCGUGGAACGAUGUGCAGUCGUAUCGCGGAUGUGUGCAAAGCGUUAGCGCGAAACGAGCAUGGUAUCGUUGACCAAAUAAUCGAUCUGUCGUGCACCAAUAACAAAUUUAUUUCAUUUGCUGCGAGCAAGGCGCUCGCCUCCUUCUUCAUCAUCACCAAGGAAAAUGUCGAAACAACCUGGUUGGACAGACUGACACAGUCGCUGCUAAAUACCCACUCGCCAACGCGAAUGCUGUUUACGUUGGAUGUGGUGAAGAGGGUAGUCGAACACAAAGACUGCAGCAUUCAUCCACUGGAAGACUCAGAAACGUCGCAUCCGCCAUCAGGCUGCAACGUCAUCUCUAUUUCCGAUCCAGAAAGUCUGGACAGCACGUCGGUAAAGGCAAUGUGCGUGAAAGCCCUCGAGUCCAAGUGGACGAUGUUGGUAUCCAAGUUCGACGCGAUCCUCGGCUCGUACACACCGCAGCACGAGUCUGCGGUAAUAACGUUUCUCGACCUUUGGGAGUCUAUCAUCAGCGUCAAGGCCAACUUGUCGGUGAUCGACACCAAGCUGUUCUACUCGCAGCUGGAUAACCUGGUCUCGUUACUUAACGCAAACGUACCCGGAGUCAUCUGGCGACACCUCCUCGGCCUGUUUAACGAGGUGCUUUGCUACGGAAGCACCCUGGCACUGCAGGACAUACUUCCAGAGGAACCCUGUCUAGUGGCCCACUCGAUCGUUCGAGCAGUCAAGGACGGUCGGCUGCUCGAUUCGUUACCCUACAGGCACGGCUCGGGAAGGUUCGGCGGUGGCGACGGUGACGGCGAUCAACCACUCCUGCAGAAAGUCGUGCUGCUAGUACUGAAGAGCGUGGCGGUCACGGUAAAGGAGACUCGCAGCGACUCCAGCGACUCCUCGUUGGGUUCCGAUGCGGAAGAUCUGGACGCGGACAUGGCAGUGAUCGAGCGCAGUAUCAAGGAGGUGCUUCGUCAGCUGGACCAGUGCGUUAAGACACUGAUGCCCUUUCACCCAGAAAUGCCGCUGUCUCAAUGGGUUGUGCAGAUGUUCCACGAUCAAGACGACUUCUUGAUUGAGGGUAUGGUAUGCUGUCUGGAUGUUGCCAACGGAUUAUUCUAUAGGGGACCACCGCAGAACGACCUCGGAAACAUGCUCAGUCCAGCCUUCACUUUCGUGCAGUUCAUCCGAGCUGUUUCCCACGACCACGACGUACUACUUGAUUUCCUUGUCAGUAACGAGACCUGCUUCCUGCUCUAUCUCUACAGGCUGCUCAAGUAUAUCAAGCGCUUUUGGCCUGAGUUUAUGUCAUGUUGUGAGCACGACAUCGAUGAUAUUAUGGCUGUACUGGCGAAUCUCAAACAGGCGAUCGAUAGAUUAGUCUCCAAGGAUCUAUUUCCGUACAAUAUCAAUCCGGUACUCCGACUGCUCGAAAAGUGUGAAUCACUUUACGAAGGGAACGUAGAUAAUUAAUGUUUAUCCGAUUCCCCUCUCCCGCAUCCGUAAGCGAGCGGGAAAUCGGCCGGUCUUGUUACUUCGAAAUUCGCUUACUUUUCAAUAACUGAUAGUAAUUUAUAAAUUUCCUUAUGGUAUCGCUCAUGGUUUCGAAGUAACGAAUGGUAUUCAGUUUUUCGCUCUUGAGUCAGGCAAAUGUACAUUUUAUAAUUAAUUGUAAUAUGCUCUCUUUAUUAAUAAAAAAGUUUAGGUCAAAUUAAGAAUGAAAUAAUAAUUUAUAUGAAUAUAUUCGUAAAGUUCGUUCAUUUAUAAUAAAUUAAAAAAUUAAAAAUACAAAAGUACAAUCAAUUAAAAUUGUUUGUAUCCUUUUGCUAAUGUGCAAAUAUACUUUCGUGUCAAUAGUCAUGUAAUUUUUUAGAUAUUUCAUUCUUGUAAAAUGAAAUUGCGUUGUCGAAACUCACUAGAGAUUCGAGUUAUUUAUUACUUUCAAGGGUUCUAUCGUGAAAUUUGGUGGAUCACAAGCUGAAUGAAAACUAUAGAAAUUCAUUGAGGUGCAAAUUGCUUGCAAAAAAUUUUAAAUAGUACAAAAAUCUUUUUAACAAAGCGCUCAAAACCAAUUAAAAUUGCAAAAAAGUCUAAUGGUGCUACCAAGUACAUAUAUGUGUGUGUAUAUGUAUGUAUAAGCAUAUACACACACAUAUGUGUGUAUAUGCUUAUACAUUUAUAUAUAUAUACCAAAGCACCACGAAAAUUAAAUUUCAUUAAUAUUUAUGUACAUGUAUCGAUUAACAUUCCACAAGCACAUCUAUUCAUAUUUUUAUGUUUCAUAGUUACUUAAUUAGAUGUUGCAGAAAUAGAACUCUUCUGAGUUUUUUAUGCAGGUCAUAUUAUCCCUGUACAUGAAAUAAUAAAUCUACAGUCCUAUUACAUGUAUCAUUUGUAAUUCUAAAGCGAUAUAAUUGAUAGAAAUAAAGCGUGACAAAUUUCCUGAUAGGGAUUAGGUAUAUAUAUUUUUUAUUAUAUUAUCCCACGAUUAACUUAAGGAUGUAAAGUCACCUCGCGUUCUUUUUAAUCAUGACAAGGUGAAGAUAUUCAAGUAAAUUAUUUCUUGACCUACAUUUAACUUUUGGAAUUUUUUGCUUAUAUUUAUGACAUUUUUUCAAUUGUUAGUUAGAAACAAUUCAUUGACUUUAAAGUUUCAAAUGAUAGAGCAUUAAGCCGUUAGUCCAUAUUCCAUAUAGCCCUAUGUACAUUCUAUUCUAUCAGUAGACCAAUUUUAGGCUGAUGGUGACUACUACUUUAAAUUAAUCAAUAUUAAAAGCGAAAUUAGAAUAACGUUAUACUAUUUUUUGAAAGAGAUUUUACUUUAAUAUUGCAAAUAUAUAGAUUUUUAUAUCAUACAUAACGAAAUUAAGGCAGUAGAAACAUUACACUGCUCACAGUACGCAUCUUUUGGAAUUGUAUAUUGUCAUCUAUUUAUAUAAUGUAAAUAUGCUUAGAAAAGAGAAAUUUAUAUUGACAUUUUU